AUGGAAAGCAUACAAUUUCUCGUGAAGCAUUCUGGAAGGUGGACGUAUGAAAAAAACUACAAAGAGUACAUCACUGAUGCUAUACUGUUGAGCACAACAGCAUCAUUCAAUGAGCUGCACGAUGUUUUGGCAUCACACUUAAACGUGGACUUAACCAACAAAUGGAGAAGUUUUACAAGUUCAUCUGCAUGCGUUGUUGAAAGAAAAGACGCCGUUAACAAUAUGCAAACAGUGGGCCAAGGAAAAAGCAUUAGAAGAGUUGAGAGACCUGUAAUAGUUGUUGAUGGUAGUCAUCUGAGAGGAAUGUAUACCGAAACAUUUGUAACUGCAUAUACAAUGGAUAGAGCAGGUCAUAUAUUUCCUUUGGCAUAUGGUGUGCUUGAUUUUGAAAACGAUACAUCUUGGACUUGGUUCUUUGAGAAUCUAAAGGAAGCGUACGGAGAAAGACAAAACAUGUGUGUUGUAUCUGAUCGAAAUCCAAGCAUCUUAAAGGAUAUUGGUGAUGUGUACAAAGAUGUUCCAGAUUAUGCAUGUAUGUGGCAUCUAUGGGGGAAAAUGAAAAAACAUUAUAGAAAGUCUCAUGAUGCAUUAUCAGAGAUCUUUUAUACAAUGGCCAAAUCAUAUUCAAAGUCAGAAUUCCACAUGUUAAUGGAAAAGGUUGAGGCAAUUGAUAUUAGGGUGAAGAAAUAUUUGAAAUUGGCUGGUUACGAAAAGUGGGUUAGGUCCUAUGCAACAGUUCACCGAGGAUGGGCUUUUACUUCAAACAUUGUGGAGUCAAUAAAUAGAGUACUUGUAUCAGCCGGAAAACUAUUAAUUUAUGAUUUUCUUGAGGAAGUUCGAUUGCUGUUUGCAAAAUGGAAUUGCGAAAAUAGGCAGGAGGCUUCAUAUACAUUCACAACACUUAUUGAAAAAUUUAAUGACAUAGUAAAAGAGAAGGAGGCUUUGUGUACUCAUAUGACGGUUGUACCAGCCAUAGAAUAUGUGUACACGGUGCACGACAAACAAAAGAACUUCAUCCUUUGCCUCAAGGAAAGAAUGUUCUUAUGUAAUGCAUUUCAAAUUAAUGAGAUAUCAUGUGCACAUGCUUGUACGGUGUUGGACAACAUGAAUUUUCAGAAGGGGCCAUAUUGUUGUGAUUUGUAUAAGUCAAAAACUGUGUUGAAGACAUAUGAUGUUCCAAUCUAUCCUUUACUACACAAAGAUGACUGGAUAAUUCCAUUUAGCAUACUUGGUGAAAUAGUACUGGCUUCGAAGUUCAAAUGGCUUCCAGGAAGACCUGCAAAGAAGGAUCGUGGAAAAUCGGACUAG
Capsicum annuum is the source of this 1308-nucleotide messenger RNA. RefSeq lists its product as uncharacterized. Bases 1 to 1308 code for a protein of 435 amino acids. The transcript is spliced from 6 exons. The record is from RefSeq and is a predicted model, not a curated record. Lineage: Eukaryota; Viridiplantae; Streptophyta; Magnoliopsida; Solanales; Solanaceae.